Molecule: messenger RNA, 1828 nt
Organism: Myripristis murdjan (pinecone soldierfish)
Lineage: Eukaryota; Metazoa; Chordata; Actinopteri; Holocentriformes; Holocentridae
Exons: 2
Coding region: 738-1616 (292 amino acids)
Molecular function (GO): nucleic acid binding; zinc ion binding
Source: RefSeq, a predicted model, not a curated record
CGAGGAGCAACGACGGAGCAACGAGCGAGGAACAGCGGAGGGCCGACAGAGCGGUUCGGCCGAGAGAGGGAACACGCAGCGGUUCGGCGAAGACAGUCUACCACCUGACGGAGCGGUCCCCCAACUUGAGGACGACGGAAUAGUGCCGGGAAAGGCGUGCGGUAGCCUAAAGUCCGCCACCGCUACUUUACUCAGGCCUGGGCCGGCAGUCCACUAGCUGUCGCCCGGGACAACCGGACGAACGGAGUGAGGGAGACCCGGCAGCUGGUGCGGGGAGGCUACGAGCUACGUGGAGGAGCCGCAGGGAUACGCGUGGACUGAACUGGCCGGACUGAGCUUUUUACCGCUGAGAAGCAGCAUUUUAUCCUUUUAUUUGCAUUUAUUUUUUAUUAUUUUAUUGUUUUUAGUAUUUAUUAUCCUGUGUACAUUAUUUUUGGUGGUACCACCCUUGACUCCUUUUAUUGUAAUAAAUCUAGUUUUAAUUGGAUGUAUCGUCUGUGUUGGUUUUUAACUCUGCUCCCCUGAUUUUAAGAACCUGUGAGUCCUUUUUUAUAGAGUCCUAGGGCUCUUUUAAUCAUCCCUAGGUGGCGUUGUCGGUUUUAGUGAUUUUUUCCUAUUUAUUUAUUUGUAAUUUUAAGUGCGGCCUUUUGGGCCCGGCCACAUUUUUGGCGCCGUCGGCAGGAUCAGGGUUAACGAGCAGAGUUGAAACCCACAGGACUGUUUUUUAGUUUGCAAAAAUGAUGAUGCCUAUUUAUCCUGGUGCACCGUGGGUACCUAAGUUUGGGGGGCCAGAUUCAGAGCUCAAAUAUGGGGAGUGGAAAGAACAACUCCAGGGACUGCUUGAAUAUGCUGGUCUAGCAGAACCACGUAAAGUGAGCAUUUUAAUGGGGGCACUGACUGGGCUAGCUAAAAGACAGGUUCAAGUGUUGGCUGAGGGUGACCGUGAUACAACAGCUAAAAUUUUCUCUGUGCUUGAUGGACUUUACAGAGGGAGGGCUCCCAUUGCACUAGUUAGGUCACAGUUUUUUAAUUGCCAACAGAACCCAGAGGAACCUGUGCAGUCAUAUAUUCUUAGGCUCAGGGAGCUUCACCGCAGGCUGCAGCAACAUGACCCAGACGAGGCCCCUACAGACGAUCAUCUGAAGGAGCAGUUCCUGCUUGGUCUGGAAGAGGGCUCCCUACUACAAGCUCUGAGGAGGCAUGCCCGCCAGAACCCAAAUGGGACGUUCGACGCCCUGCAGCAGGAAGCCCGGCUUCUGGAGGAGGACCAACGCGGCCACAGGACAGAGGUAACCUGCAUGGCGGUGGGGGGCACUAAUAGCUAUAAAUCUCGUUCCCAGAAUGUUGACUGGAAGCAGGAGCUGAAACAGGAAAUCAUGACUGAGCUGAAAGACCAGCUGAGGGAUUGGACCCAGGAACUAAUCAGGGAGCUGAAACCCAGGAGCCCCCCACAAGGAGCUGCCUACCAAGGUCAGCCAGAACGCGUGUAUGUUCCUGCACCCACCUCUAAUUCCUGGGACACAGAUGGUAAGCCCAUUUGCAGACGCUGUAAAAAAUCAGGCCACAUUGCUAGAUUCUGCAAAAACCGCUCAGUCCCUACACCAGCUUUAAACUAGUUGCCCCUGCUGCUGAGGUCCAAGCAGUGGGGAUAAGCCAGGAAACUGAAUUGCAAGGGGCCACCUCAGCCUUGAUUGGCGAAUGCCCACAUGUGGAAGUUGUAAUCGGAGGGGUUAAGAUGACUGGCCUGCUGGACACUGGCUCCCAAGCCACCCUGAUGAGGCAGAGUGUGCUGGCCAGCCAAUUCCCUGAUUAUGGUGUCAAAGAGCUU